CAAAUAUUUGCCGCUUUUAGGUAUUAUUUAAAUUAUAUAAUCAAGAUAAGUUCAAUGGCAAAAGGAAAGUAAGUAAAAUAAGAACAAGUUAAAUAAAUUGAAGUUGUUGAUAAGAAAGUAAAAAAGGGAAAAAAAACAAAAGUAAAUGAUGAACCAGUUGAUUAACCAGUUUCACCACCUUAAUCUCCUGUUAAGAAAGGAAAAAAAUAAUAAUAAGAAAAAAAGGUAAAAGCUACAAAAGAAAGAUUUAGUAAUAAUUAAUUUGAAACAUAGAUAAACUUUAUUAUCCUGAAGUUCCUAAUCAAUAAUUUCCAAAUUAAUUAUAAGAAAAUGUGAUUAAUGUAAUUGCUUCAUUUGGAACAUCUGUGCCAUUAACUGAUAUUACAAAUAACCUUAGUUUAUUCUAUACAAAUUCUAUUGAAGAAUAAACAGUUCAUAAUUUUUUAGCAUAAGCAGAAGAAAAUGGUAUUAUCUAUGAAAGAUCUGGUUAAUAUCAUGUUUCAUAAGAAUUAAUUCCACCUUAAGUAUUAUAAUUCUUAAUAUUUAGCCUCAAACAAAAUAGGUUGUAUCUUAAAGCAUUGAAUAAGAAGUACUCUAAUAAUAAUUGAUUGAAUCUGCAGUUAAAUAAUAAUAAUUAGAUCAUGAUUAAAUUGAUUUUGAAGAUUAAAUUUAAAAUUAAGUUAGUGAAAAAAAAGAUUGUAUUUAUAUUUAUUAAUCAAAGAAGUCCUUAAUGAUAACGAUGAGAAUCCCAAUUCAUUUUGA
This is a messenger RNA of Paramecium sonneborni, 762 nucleotides long. NCBI's taxonomy places the organism in Eukaryota, Ciliophora, Oligohymenophorea, Peniculida, Parameciidae. The record is from the annotation of a GenBank genome assembly.